Rotaria sordida is the source of this 1409-nucleotide messenger RNA. The record is from the annotation of a GenBank genome assembly. Lineage: Eukaryota; Metazoa; Rotifera; Eurotatoria; Philodinida; Philodinidae.
AUGAUGAUGAUAGAUGUUAAUCAAGAUAAUGAUGAUGAUGAUGACGAUGAUCGAACAGAAACUUAUUCACCACCACCACUUGAUAUAACGAAUGAUUUAAAUAAUACUAAUGAAAAAGAAAAUAAUUAUAAAGAUACAAGUUCAAUCAAACAACAAUCAAUUAUAAUAUUAGAUGAUAGUUUAGAUCAAGUAACAACUACAAAACAAAUUGAUUAUGAGCCAAUUAAUAAUUAUUGGGAUCAAUGGCCAUUAGUCGAUAAUGGAUUAAAUGAUGCAGAACAUUUAAAACUUUAUUCUAUACCUGAUAUUGAUGUACCUCCUUCUCCCUCACGAGAUAUUAUUUUAUCUCCAAAUAAACAAAUUUCUACAACAACUGAAAAUAAUAUUCUUGAUAUUUUAACACUUCCAUCAACAUUAUCAACAUCUAAUCAAAUUAAUAAUUGCAAAAGAAAAAAAUCAUUAACAAAACGAAAGAAAAAAAAGAAAUCAAUGUCUGAAUAUCGACCACCAUCACCAUUUUCACCUAAACCAGAUUAUAAAUCAAUGGAUAUUGAACAAUUAAAAAAUCAUGCUAUGCGUUAUGGUCUAUCAACUUCACAAGCUAAAGGACGACUUAUUAAAAUUCUUGAUGAAAUUUAUAAUUUUACUCAUCAAUAUGAAACGGAUACUGAUUAUGAAUUUGAUACGAAUGAUAUUGAUCUUUCAAAAAAUAAUUCAAAUAAAAAAAAUUUAUCUCAUACACCACCAACACCAGCAAUUAUUUCUGAUGUUAAAAAACCAAAACAACGAAAAGCUAUUCAUCAAAUGAGUUCUUCAGAUGAGGCUGAUGAACAUCCAUCACCUUCCGUCAAGAAGCCAACUCCAAUAACAAAAGUCGAGGAUAAAAAUGAUAAUCAAUCAGAUGCCGAUGACAUAGAUCAUGAAGGUCGUUUUCUUGAACUUACAGUUUAUGAUCUUUCAUUAUCAACAACAUCAACUAGUUCAUCAUCGAUUAUUAUUACUUCACCUACUCAUCCUUCAAAUGAUGAUCAUCUCAGUGAUUCACAAAAACCAUCUAUCGAAAGUUGUUCUCAAUCGAAUAAAUCUAAAAAAUUGAAACCAAAAAAGAAACCAUCAACACCAAUAUUAACUUCCGAUUCCGAUACAAUAUCAACAAAAAAACUUCCAAAAAAACCAAAACUUCAAACUCCUACAAUUCCUUUAAAAGAAAUCGUUCGUAAUUAUAUUGAAUCAAAUUCAACAUUACAUGCUCGUAUACUUUGUUAUGAACCAAUUGAUUUCGAAGAAUUUCAUAAACAAAUAAAAACAGAUCUUAAUCUUAAAAUAGCAUCUAAAGACUUAAUGCAUUGUCUCGAUGAUCAAUGUAUUACAUUUACAUUACGUUCAAGAAAAGGCGCUUUUACUAGUGU